Messenger RNA from Didymodactylos carnosus, 402 nucleotides. Lineage: Eukaryota; Metazoa; Rotifera; Eurotatoria; Philodinida; Philodinidae. The record is from the annotation of a GenBank genome assembly.
AUGUUUCGUCGUCGACGCUUAAAGCAAAAGUUUGUACUUCCUGUUUCAACAACAACCGAACCGAAGGCGAAAUUUAAACGUGGAGCACGUUGUUUAUCUUGGACAAACUUGGCACUCGGUGCACUAAUUCCUUUAUCGAUAGGAAUUGGAACUGUUGUCAUCACUCUUCUUCAACAACGGAUUGAUAAUCAACGACAAUCCCAAGAACGUCUACUUGAUGAUCGUCGUUAUCAUCUGGAGCGAGAUCAGGCAGAUCAAUUGCAUUUGCAAGGUGUUUUCAAGACUUAUAUUCAAGACACAUCAAGCGUUCUCUUCAAAUUAAACCAGUCAACCCGUUUUCAAUCUGAAAGGUUAAAUUAUGCUUCAAAAGAGAUUAGAAAAAUACGUGUGUUAAGAAACUAA